UAUUUGUAGGCAAAGAUGUUGCUAAAUAUAAAAAGCAUCAUAUGGAUGUGCUCUACGUUAGCUAUAAUUUAUAUGCUACCUAAAGGUAAAAAAAUUGUAUCAGAGCCUACAACUGUUAAGCUGGUUACAACUCUGAAAACUGACAGUGUGAAACUAUCAUCUGCUAAAGUUACUCUUAAACCUUCUGUUUUUGAGAGUUCAGUUACUGAAGUGGCAGUCACCAAAACAAAGGUCCCUGCUUGGGAGGAAGCAACCCUAGAGAAUGAAGAUACAAAAAUGACUACUGAAGUGGCUGAGGAGAAAAGGGAAAUGGAGGUGCUUAUGGAGAACAUUAAGUUAACCACCCUUUUACCUCAGACUGUCACAGAUGGUGAAAUAAGCCCUUAUGAUACGCUGGGAAGGACUGAAUAUGAUGUUUCACCUAGGUUAACAGAGAGCACAUCUGCAGCUUUGGAAGUGGAGCACACUUACUCUGAAGCAGAAUUGCCCGAGGAACAAGGUAGGUCUGAAAGCACUGAGGACGCUUUCUUGACCUCUGUAGUUUUUCAGGAUAGCACAGCUGUAGCUAAGAGUUCCACUGGUUCGUGGGAAGAUAUUGAAACAGGAGAUACACAAAAACAUGAUGCUGAUAAUCAGACUGAACAAAUAGAAGUGGGUCCUGUGAUGACAGCUACAGAUAGCUUGGUACCAGCUUCUCAGAGAGAGUUACCCAGUACAGGGACUUCAGUUUCACUAACAAAAGAAAAUCUGUAUCUUGGUUCUCACUCAACAAAAGAACCCACAAAAAAAUCAAUGGAAGCAAAAUCUGACAAGAAACUUACAACUGUUGUAAUCCCUAAGGCUUUAUUCACUGAUCAGUAUGAUCUUACUACAGAGGGGGAGGGAAGAGAGAGCAUGUACACCGUUAUGCCUGAUAGAAUUUCUGGCGUGGCUCUGGUUAGCAUCCCAGAAUCAGAUGUGCCUGCUGUAUCAGAGACACUCAUAGAUGAGCUUGUGGUAACCACUGGACAAUCUUCUACAGCAGAUGAGUCAACUCCACUCAUUAAAUUUAGUUCAUCUGCAACUGUGUUUGAUAAUGAGGCGUCAGCUGAGGGAAGCAGAGAGGACUUAAAAGAUGUGCAUCACACUACGUCAUCUGGAAUACCUGUAUCCUUUUCUGUAUUCACUGCCAAAGAAACAGGAUCUGCUCUCACAGAAGGUACCAUUGCCCCACAAAAGUUUGAAGAAGGCAUCACAUCUGUUCUUCACUCAUCUCAGCAAACAGAAGGAUCGGUUAUUUUAGAAAAGCAGGAAAAAACAAAGGAGCCAGAAGUGAGAACAAGAGAUGAUAAAGUCCUUUAUAUCACAACUGCUUUUCCUGCUUCUGUUACGGCAGGAUCUGAGGGACGUUUUGUAAGUGAGAAGUUCACACACACUCCUCCAGUUUCUGGCAUGUGGCUACAGACAGAUAAGGAUCGGGGCUAUAUAACAGAAGAAACAUCUCAUACUAAGAGAAUUGAGUUAGACACUGAAGAUGGUAUCUCUGGAAUGGAGCCUACAUCAUCUCCAGGGCAGAUUAUAGAAUAUACAAAGCAUCUGAGAGCUUCAGUUUCAGCAGUAACGGAUGAAACCAACACAAGCAUGGAGACAGCAGAAACGAAAAUUGAUGAAGAGGCUGUAUCAGCUGAUUUUGAUCUGAGUGAAGGUGUUACAGAUGUCUUCCAUACAAGCAGCUCUUUAGAUUUGGAAAAGUUUGCUGUAUCCAAAAUAUUAGUGGAUGAAAGUAGUGCAACAAUUAAAUCAUUUAGCUCCUUUAGUGGUAAUAUGUUACCAACUGCUGUGCCCACUGUCCUGGAGGUGACUGAUCAUGAAGCAGAUGAAACAUCAGGAUACGUUUUGAAAAUGACUCUUUCUACCCCAGAAGAUGAACAAAGAAAGGCUACUGAGAAAUCACCAGUAACCUCUGCUGAAGAUGAAGUCUCUACAGGGACGGAGAUCUCAAAACACACAAUGACAGAAGAAGGCCAGACAACCAGUUUGACAUCCACUGAGGAGGAGUCAGUGGCAACACUUCAGGAGAGAGAAGGAGAAACAUCUGUUGGCUUAGCAGAAACAAAGGAACCCCUUAAGUUUACAGAUUUAACUGAGAUAGAGAAUACAGUUCCACAGAGAGAACAUGAUAUUUCCCUAGUUCCAGUCACUGUAGGUAGUGGGAACAUUGGAGAGAUGCAAGCUACUGAUCAGACUUCUUUUCACAAUAUCAUUCAUACUGAAGCAACAGUAACAACUGCAAAAGCUAGUGAAGUUUUUCCAAAGGAGCUCUCCACAAAAGAUCAAGAUAGGGAACUAGGUAUUGCCACAGGGUCUACCUUACCUGUGACAUCUGUCCAAAUGCGUGAACAAAAGACGACAGCAGGAUUUGAAUUAUCUCUAACAACCACUCAGGAAAAACACGAUGAGACUGGUUCAGCCUAUGAUGAGAUGUAUCCAGCAACAGAAUUAUCAGUGCCUGCAUUAAUGCUUACAGAAUAUGGACAAGUUUCAGGGCCUGUUGUAAGUAGUACCAGGUCUUUGCAUCUCACAGUAACUCCCAAGGCUGAGACUGCUACUGAGCAAGAGAAGACUACAGAAGCGAUGCCUGUAACGUUUGGUACACAAGCAAAAGUGUAUGAAAGCAAAGGAACCACCACAAGGGAAGAAGACAGAAAUAUAGGGAGCUGGAGUUCUGUGUUGCCCCCCCAUAAGAUGCUGAGUAGUCCUUCUACUGCGGGAAGCAUUAGUCUUCUGACUUUGGGAGCUUCUCCAAGUCAAACUCCAGAAGGUUCAGGAAUAUCAGAAGAGCUAGAAGAAGUCAAAAUGGUUCCAUUUUCAUCUAAAGCAACAGAUAAAACAACUGUUCUCAGUGAUGUAACUACAUCAUCUGUUAGUGCUGUAGACAAAAUUCAGCCUACAUCAGCAUCCAAACCUUUUGUUUCUCUGAAGACGCCACGUAUUAUUCCUGAGGAAGAUGAGGAGGUAACAAGCAGUGACAUCAUAGUAAUUGAUGAAUCUAUUUCUCCAAGUAAAGCCACUGCUGAAGACGAUCUGACAGGAAAGAUGGUAGAACCAGAAAUUGAUAAGGAAUAUUUCACAUCAUCAACUUCUACUGCAGUUGCACGGCCUACUGCCCCACCCACAAUGAUGGAGGCCACAGAGGCCUUACAACCACAAGAGGUGUCUCCUACUUCACACCCUGAUAGUGGAACUGACAUAAGAUUGUAUGUUAUUCAAAUCACAGGCAAUGAUACAGAUCAUCCGGUGAAUGAGUUUUUGGAUCUGUUCAGUCGCCACAUUCUUCCUCAUGCAAUAGAUGAACCCCAUACUGAUGCAGAAUCAUCUCAGACCGAACCCUGUACUUCAGACUCUGUGCAGGAUUCGUCUGAAUAUAUAAUAUUAGAUCCUUUCUUUCCAAACUUUAUGGACUUUGAAGAGGAGGAAGAAGACUGUGAAAAUACUACUGAUGUUACAACUCCUCCAGCUUUGCAAUUUAUCAAUGGAAAGCAACAAGUGACAAGUGCACCUAAAAGCACAAAAGCUGAGGAAGCAAGAAGUGAUCAAAUUGAAAGUGUUGCACAUUCAAAAAAUGUAACCUUUUCACAAAUCAAUGAAACAAACACCUUUAUAAUAUCUGAAACUGAAGCUUCUGGUACAAUGCAGCCAAGCAAAGCUGGAGAAGUAAUAGGGGCAUUUGAAGUCACACAACCGACAGCAGAUGUUGCAAUGUUAGAACCAGUAUAUAGUGGUGAGUCAGAAGUUACCACAACAGACAAAUACUUAGAGAUUACUUCUAUGUAUGAACAGUCACCACAAAAAAAUAAGGAGACUGUAAUGUGGCAUGGAUCUGAGGAGAGUUCUACCAAAGACACAAAAGACUUGCUUUUGAUUGCUAGUGAAUCUUCUGGAGAUGGCUCCACUGAAUCUGAUUUGUCUAGGUCUGUGUACACAGAAGUUGUGACAAUGUCAAGUCAUGGAGAUAAUGAAAAAUUUUCUGGUACAACUUCUGUUUCUAGUGUCAUUUCUGUGGAAAGUUCUGCAGUAACUGCUGCUCCAAGUGCAGGUUUUGAUACUGCUACUGUAGGCAUAGCUGUGAAAGACUUUAUUCCAAAAGAUGGGACCACCGCUCCAGGAAAUUACUAUAAAUCGACUAUUAAACUUGAUGCAGAGUACCCUUUUGAAAGCAACCUGGAAGCAACAACUCAUGCAACAAAGCCUGAGAUGAGUGCUUCUUCUUUUAUAGUUCUAGAAGGUUCUGGAGAUAUAGAAGAGAACAGCAGUUUAUCUUCAGCCACAACAGAAACACUUUCAGUGCAAGAUAUUUCUUUGGGUUCUGGCACAGUACUCCCAACAGAAAUUUCUGUAGCCAUUUCAGAAAUCACCUCUGCUUUGCCUGGAGGAGGAAGAAAUCUUUAUUCUACUUUUGAUCAAAGUUCUGAAGCAACUGUUUCCACCAAUUUUGUGUCUGAAUUAAUUAUGGAGCAAGUAGUUGGCAGCUCUGUUGCAACUGAAAAGAAAGUUGAAGAUGAAAAAGAAUUACAGACUACUGUUUAUUCAAGUCAGGAAGUUUCAGCCAUUGAUGCAAAGGGAAAGUCAGAACUGAAUGAGCUUGGAAGCACUACUAAUGAAGUCAGAACUGAAAGUCAGGAACAGAUCCUUCUCAGAAAAAUAGUACCAGUAACAGGUACCAUGCAUUCUGAAAUCAAAAAGGUUACCACCACUCCUUUCUUGAGAGAGAAGAAGCUUUUUAUAAAUGAAGGAUCAGCUGAAGAACCAGCAGACUUUUUUUCAGGGAGUCCCACAAGAAUAGUGGUAAGUACUGACUCCCCAUUUACUGAUUCAGGUUCUGGAGACAUAGAUGUUAUCACUGAGUCUGCUACUUUGACUUCAGUUCCAUCAAGGUCUAUCAUAGAAACACAAACAGUAAAACAUGAAGGAAAUACUUAUGUCAUCAGUGUUUCACUGAAGAAUGCCACAACAGAAUAUGAAGAGCACAUAGGAGGAAGUGAACCAGCAACAUCAGUUUCAACUACUGGGUCAGAUAGCUUAACAAAAGAGUCUGAAGUAGCAAUUCAGAUGUCUGAGAAUGUCUUUAGUACAGAAAACCAAGGAGAACAAACACAAGAAGCAGAACCAACUUAUACUGCUCCUUCUGACAUCAAAUCAGGUUCUAGAAGAGAGGUAACAUCUCAUGUUACACCAGUAAUUAGAACAAAGGAUUUACAAACAGCUGAAGUCACAUCAUCUCCAGAAUCAGUUGUUAAUAACAGCACUCUUGACACCAUGGUGACAUAUGAUAGCAUAAAAGCAGUAACUGAGUCUACAGAAAGCAAAAUGGGAAAAGGCAGCUUUUCAACCGUUUCUUUGGGUAAAAUUCUAAUGAUUGAGUAUGGCUCUGGCGAAGAACUCAAAGCUGACAGCAGCACCACAAAACUAAUGUCAAAUGGACCUACGGAAAAAGUGCUUGAAAGCCAUUUUUCACUUUUUGAACAGGGAUCUGGAGAAGCAGAAACUUUAACUGAACCAUUUACAAAAGCAUCAAUUUCACCCACUGGGAAACCAGAACCACAAGAGCAGUAUGACAGAAAAGCUGUCAGCAUGCCAUCCACUCUGGUUCAUGCCUUCACUACUGAACCUAAUGAGCUAGUCACAAGUACUGAACAUGACAUCACUACUUUGCGAACUGUAACUGAUACAAAAAUGGAAGAGAAAACAGCUAAUGAGCUAAUAGUGACAUCUUUUGCUACAAAUCUUCCUGUGUCAGAAGAUGUGCACUCAUGGGAAGACAGGCCAAGGGAAAUUUCAACAAAAGCAGUAGAAUCUUCUGGAGAAGCAAUGGAGGAUCCAUUCUUCAAAAGUACGCAGGCUAACCAUGAAUAUGUGGAAUUCUUAGAUGUUCCUACUAUCAGACCAUCUUCAGAAGAAAACAGAGUAGAAGCUGAAUCUGGUGAAAAAGUGUUGUUGCCAUUUAAUAAUGACAGAGUUACUGAAUCUGCAAUAAUUGAAAGGAUAUACUUAAGUUCUCCUGUUACAGAUACAGAGCAAGAAGAGAAGUUGGUACAAAAUAUUUUUCCCACAGAAGAUAUUCCCAGAUUACUUCUGAUACCUAAAGAAGAAAAACCAACAAACAAUGAGCUCAUCAGUGAUCCAUUAUUUUCAGGACAAGGAUCAGGAGAUGAAUUUACUGUUAUUCCUUCAGGAGACUCAUUGGCUGUCAAAGAAACCACAAAUACUUUAAGUCCUCAGUCUUUUCAUCCUGCAAGUAUAGAACCCGAACUUUCCACUGACAAGACACAAGUCUUUGAAAGUGGAAGGACGGAAUCAAAUGCUGAAAUUAAUGGAGAAAUUAGAACUACUGCAGCAGAGCUGUUGACAGAAACUGCAUACUCAAUGGCCACCAGUUCCCCAGCUUUAGAAGAAGAGAGUUCCAGUCACUCCAACUCUAAAGACAAAGAGAUAACACAUUAUUUUGUUGUGAUUGAAGAACCUUACAAAAAGGAAGUGGACCAUAGGAGUGGAGAAAAUGAAACAAACCGGCCAAUAGCUACUCCUGGAGAUAUUUCUUAUGAGGAAUCUUCACAUAUGCUGGCUACAGAUGAUGUAACUCCCGUUUCUGUAGUACUGAGUGAAACUCCUUAUCUUGUAACAGAAAAAUCUCUUGCAACCUCAGCAACAAAAAUGCCAAGCAGAGUAUUUCCUGAAAGUUCUGGAGAGGGAUCUGGUUGGGAUGGUGUUUCAGAUUCAUUUCCCCCUGAUACAUUUACUCAUUUGACAAUACCUCCUGUGACAGAAGUCGAACUAACUGCUUCAUCUCAGGUUCCUGGGGAAGUUUAUCCUAAAGUUAUGACAACAGAUGCACCAGGAGAUGGAUCACAGAUUGUGAUCACAGGAUUAGGUUCUCUUUUAACAGAAGAAAAAGAGAUUGUGGCAAAUCAAACUGCUGCUGAUCCAAAGACAGCUACAUCAGAAGAGCUGACAAGUGAUACUGGGAUGUCACUGGAUAUUAUUCCAGUGGUUGAUGACAGAAGACAUGUUACACUGAAUGUUUCUGUUUAUGGUGAUAUUACACUAAUUGAAGAACGACUUCAAAUCCCAUCUGAAAAAACAACUAUUAUAGACAUGGAUCACUCCAAGUCAAUGCCUGAAGAUAUAAUAAGUGUGCAGACAAUGCCAAAUCUUGCCAUACAGUCAACGUAUGGCAGUGAUGAUAGCAUGAAAGCUGAAGAGGACAAGAAUGAUUCAACACUUAAUUUUUCUACAGUCAAAGAGAAUAUAUCUAGAUCUGGUGAUAAUCUUUCUUUGACUACUUCCAUGCAGCCAAGUAGUGAAUCAGCAACAGCUGGACAUGGACCAAAAUUAGUAGACAAGGAUUUAGGUUCAGGGUAUGCCAUGCAGUUUGCAACUGAAACUCUCACAACUACCAUACUCAAUGAAUUGGGAAUUUUCCUUCCAACAGUACCCGCGCUGGUAAGCCCCCAUAUGCCUCAUGACUCUAAAAAAUCUGAGUUCGAGGCUAAACAUGUUGGAAGGACAAGCACGGCAGAUGAUGUGCAUGAGACUUAUACUUCAGCAAACAACCAAAUACUAACAGAUCAAAGUGAAACAAUGUCUGUUACUGGGUUUUCUGGAAUGGGCCAAGAAGAAUCAGGUGACAAAAAGCCUGUGGUUCCUUCCCUCACACCAGAUUUGACUACGGAGACAGAAGAGGCUUUGACAACUGACACAUUGGAUGUAAGUAUGGUCACUACACAGAGUAUGUCCCAACAUGCAACUGUAUCAUCUAGCAGUAGUGAAGAAAAGCAUUCUACAGUAUAUGUGCAAACAAAAUCAGCAUCAGCAGCAGAGUAUGAAGAAACAGGCUCAGUGAGUUUAAAUUCUGUAUCUCAAAAUCCUAAAUCCUCAGUAACUGUUCGGUUAGUUAACGGAGUAUCUGAAUAUCCUGAGGUAAUCAUUCCAAGUACAUCAUCUGCAAAGGAUUCAGAUCAGUCUGCUCACUCAUCGGAUGGAACUUUCAAAGAGGUUAGUUCUGAUAUUGCAGCAACUUAUAAACCACCCACUACAGACCUAGAUACAACAGAGUCUUCUCUGCUAGAGUUUUCUUCUGAGCCUAAACUAGAAAGCAUAACUACUGAAAGUUCUCCUCACUUUAAUAAACUUGUAACAGAGAGGUCAGAGGAGACAGAAUCUUCUGUAAAUGAUCUGAUUAUUGAGGAAAAUGCUACAGUUUCUGGAGAUUCUCCAUCAAUACAUGACUACCCUACUGCUUUUCUGAAUUUUGGAGAAAGAACAAGCACGGAUGUUCCAAAACUUAGCACAAUAGAAGUUGAAUUUUCUUCAGAGAGAGUGAAAAAUCCCAGUCAAGAAAGUGAUAGAAAUACUGAGAGAGAGAGACCAAGGCUUUCAUCCACACCUGCUUCAGAUUCACCCAGCAGUAUAGAAAUUGGAGUAUUUAAACCUGACCAGGAAACAGUUACAAUGCUAACUUCAUCUUUAGAGCCUUUGGAUAGAAGUUUGGAAACACAGUCAGCUUUGCUUGGUCGACAGGAGAUCACAACAGUUUCUUCUAACAUUGCAACAAACAAUGCAGCCCCUGGAAAUAAUCCUUAUUCAAAUGAACAGUCAACAAUAAGCUCUGAGGAGCUAAAUACUAUUGAACUUGUAACUUCAUCAUUUUCUCUUCCGGAAGUCACUAAUGGAUCAGAUUUCCUGAUUGGCACAAGUGUGGGUUCGGUUGAAGGCACAGCAGUGCAAAUUCCAGGACAAGAUCCAUGCAAAAGUAAUCCCUGCCUUAAUGGUGGUACUUGCUAUCCACGUGGUUCAUUUUACAUCUGUACAUGUUUGCCAGGUUUCAAUGGUGAGCAGUGUGAAUUAGAUAUUGAUGAAUGCCAGUCUAACCCAUGCCGCAAUGGAGCCACAUGUAUAGAUGGCCUCAAUACCUUUACUUGCCUGUGUCUACCGAGCUAUAUCGGGGCUCUCUGUGAGCAAGGUGUGUAUAGUAGUAGCUAUGUUUCUUUAACACCUCAGACCAGCUCCUUGGCAGCAUUCCCUCCUUUUUCUGGUGGGGGAGAUGAGCAAUAUGAGAACUGGCGACCAAACCAGCCAGAUAGUUUCUUUUCUGCUGGAGAAGACUGUGUUGUUAUAAUAUGGCAUGAGAAUGGACAGUGGAAUGAUGUUCCAUGCAAUUAUCAUCUGACCUACACCUGCAAGAAAGGAACAGUUGCCUGUGGUCAACCUCCUGUUGUAGAAAAUGCAAAGACCUUUGGGAAGAUGAAACCUCGUUAUGAGAUUAACUCCCUUAUUAGAUAUCACUGCAAAGAUGGUUUCAUCCAGCGUCAUAUUCCAACCAUACGUUGCCAAGGGAAUGGAAGAUGGGAUAUGCCUAAAAUUACAUGCAUGAAUCCGUCCACGUACCAAAGGACUUAUUCUAAGAAAUACUACUAUAAACAUUCUUCGUCAGGAAAGGGAACAUCAUUAAAUUCAUCAAAACACUACCAUCGCUGGAUCAGGACGUGGCAGGACUCAAGGCGCUGAGUGCUAAAUGGUGAAUGGGGAUUUCCACCAUUUCAGCCAAAGUUCUAACUUUCUGUGCCUUUUCUAUCACUUUUAGGAGUAUUAUGAAAUUGUUUUGAAACUAUGGACUCCGGUAUUCACAAUGCAUUUUGCAAAAAUAUUGUGUUUAUCAGAAAAUUUUAAAAAGUAUAUAGAGGAGAAGUGCUUAUGGGGAUAAAAAGAAAUCAUUUCCGGCCUAUAAUGAUCAUUAGUUUUCUAUAUGCCAUCAGUGUGGACCAUUUUAUGAUACUUACCAGCCUUUUGCAAUAUUUAAACAGCUCAAUUUUAGCACCAAUGAAAAUGUAAAUAAGAUGAUUUUAAUGUUGUUUAAUUGUUUUUUGUUUUUAAAAUCCUGUAUAUAAAAUGAAAAGUCACACUAAGUUUGGGCAUAUUUAUGGUUAGAAUGGCCUCAGAGGUCUUCAGUCAUUUAUGACAUUGUUUUUAUGUUUACCUAGGCUGGAAAUGGUGGAAAUAACUUUACUGACUGAAAUUUGCUAUUAACAGGUGAAGAUAAACACAAAAGUUACAUGAAUUUUUUUAAAAUGCAAACUGUGCCAGUUAUCAUUCAAGGUACAGUUUGUGGUCCAUGUGAAGCAAAAUUUAGAGCACAUAAGCGGGGAUAUAGCAUGAACUAGGGACUGCAAUGUGGAACUUUUUUUCUGCUCUCCAUUCCAGCCUCAUCAUUCGUGAGAAAGGACUGCAUGGAGGACUUGUAUAUGACAAGGAGGGCCUGUAAAAAUCCAAGUGCUAAUACAUUAACUUUAUCAACCAGGGCCACCUUUUUUGAAAGAAAGAAAAAAGAAAAAAGAAGAAAAACAUGAUUUUCACAACAUUAACUACAAGGUCUAUAUUACAGGUCUCUGCAUUCUAAAAUGGAGAUAGACCUAGUGUUUGGGGGAUCAAUUUUUGUAAAAAACAAACAAAAUCAAAAAAGUAAAUAAUUUUGUAUAUAUAACCAUUUUUUAAUCUUUUUAUAAAGUAAUGAAUGUUUGUGUAUGAAUGCUGCAGCUGUGAAGCGUACAUAAAUAAAUGAAGUAAGCCAUACUGAUUUAAUUUAUUGGAUGUUAUUUUACCCAUGCAAAGAUUAAAAGAGCUCGCCAGAGCAGUAUUAGCCCCUGAGCUCCACUUUUGGAACCAUCUUAUGCUAUUUCCCUAGAGAACAAAAUUCGUGCUAAACAGGCUCAUUUGUUUGUGGUUAGAUGGAUGAGAUCUAUGUGACUUGCAGAAGAAUCAGGAUCUUGGCUUUCUAGACAGAAGUGUGUGCACAAAGAAAUUAUAGGUUGUAGUUGGUGCAGUGUGUGCGUAGGAGUUUUCUGUUGUGAUUUCUUAUCCUGGUCAGUGUGACAACUGACCUGGAUGUGUACAGUAAGUGUAGAAGGUAAUGUUUGAAAGGACCUCUCCACAUAAAGGACUGUGAUUAUUUCUGGGAAGUUCCCUGCACAGCUUUGGGCACAGGAAAAAAGGAAAGAAAAAGGAAAAAUAAAGAACAUUAAGUUCCCUGGGACACACUUUCUAAAAUAUCAUUGCAAAUACAGAGACAGAUGAGAGUUUUAUGCCUUUGUGUUAUGUGUGGAGAUGAUCAAAAAGUUGGAAAAGAAUUGAAAACACAGCCAACAUUUAAGAGUUUGCCCUAAGCAGAGCUACCCAUGAGGCAGCUUUGCCACAGCUUAUUGGGAGCACUGAUUACAGACCCACACAGUAUCUCUUAAAAAAAUGGCAGUGACUGCUCCAUCCUGGGUACCUGACCUCUAUGUUUAAGCCUGACAAUGCAUCGCUGCGUUGGCUGGUUCAUUCCCCACCCCUGCCCCCAAACAAUGCACAUAAUACUUUUCUCUAUUUAUAUUAUCUUGUAUAGUGUACAAUGUGAAUGUCUGGUUUUUUUUGUGAAUGAAAGUCUAAAAUCUUUGUAACUUUUAUAUCUGCUUCUGUUUCACCAAAGAAACAAGGUUUUGCUAUACUGUGACUUGUCUUGUUAUUGCAUGUCUUCCUGUUUAAAUCUAUGCAAUGUGAUUUUUUUCAUAUGAAUACAAUUAGACUAUCAGAUACUCCACAGUCAUCAUGGGCUUGGUCAAAUGCCCCCUGGAGUUGAAGAGAAUCAGCUGGCUGAACUUUAAUAGGUGCUGGAUUUGAUUUUAUAUAAUCAGUGGUAGGAGAUUUGGAGUAAUGUUUUAAGAUAUUCAGCUUAUGUUCUGAAGUCAAUUAUUGUUUGUAUGAGUCAAGGCUCUGCUCAUAAGUAUACAGUAUUGUCUGCACAUCACUUCUUUGUACCAGAAGCAUACAGAACAGAAAAUAUAUUUUAACAUUCUGCAAACUUUCUCACCAUAUGUAUAAAAAACCCUGCAUAGAUUUGUUGUUUUCUUGUCUACUUGAUGGAUUUAAACAAUGUUGUAAGGCAUUCAGAUAACAUUGUGAUUGUAGUUUAAGUAGGUUAGGUGCAGUGCUUAUAUUGAUUUUUUUUUCACCUCUUUCUAUUACGCAUAAUAAAGUAGGACUGACAACAUUCCUUAUUAAAAAAGAAAAAAAAAAGAAAAAAAAAUACAAUCUGUUACCCAUGCUUGUUUAUUUAGACAGAUAAUUAAACUUUUUUUUAAGCCUGA
This is a messenger RNA of Meleagris gallopavo (turkey), 12158 nucleotides long. Lineage: Eukaryota; Metazoa; Chordata; Aves; Galliformes; Phasianidae. The record is from RefSeq and is a predicted model, not a curated record.